UAUAGUACUGAAAAUGGCGACAGUAUCGGGAUAUUGUUGCUUGUCAAUAGAUACACUUUCAGGGCCAAAAUGGGAGAAAUCGGGAAAAUUAGAAUUUGUAAAGCUUUGUAAAUCUUUAAGUGAGACUGAAUCCACUGUUAAACUGUUGCCAAAGAAAAAUUUUAAAAGAGCACUGUAUGAAGUUUGUUAUGCUGUAAAUCAUAAUCACCUCAAAGCUGAGUGUGCUAUAUCUGCUUUCACAGAACUGAAGGAUUCAAUUGCAUCAUUACCAUCCACACUUGCUGAUGUUUUGGGAAUAGUAGAUGUUGAAACAACUUGCUCAGAAGAUACUGUCAGGGAAAAAUUUGUGUCCUUUGUUGGUGCUUUACGGAAUACAGUUGUGCCUGAUAGUCUGUUAAAGGAAAGACUUGAUCAAGAUUCCUUGGAACCUGCAGGUUUAGUUGGGUCUCAAAUAGGAUUCAACCAGAAAUAUGUGAAGACCAAAACAAGAUUGUACUACAAACAACAGAAGUUCAAUUUGUUGAGAGAAGAAAGUGAAGGCUACUCUAAGCUUAUUACUGAGUUAAAUCCUGACUUUGGAAUAAAGAAUUCAUGGGAGCAAGUUCUUCAAAACAUUAAAUCAUUGAUUGGCUGUUUUGAUCUUGAUCCUAAUCGAGUUCUUGACACAAUUCUUGAGUCUUUUGAAUGCCACCCAGAGGAGCAUGAAUUCUAUAUUCCUCUCUUACGUGCUUACAUUAUUGACAAACUCACACUCUGUCAUAUAAUUGGAUUCAAAUUUAAUUUUAGAGAGCAAGCUGCUGACUGGACCACACCUAAAUCUUUGUUUAAAUGUGCAGCUUUGUUGCUAAAACAUGAAUUGGUAGAUCUUGAUGAUUUAUAUCCAUAUCUACUGCCAGAAGAUUCUGAAAUUAUUCCAUUCUACAACAAAGAAGUGAAUGAUGCUAAAGCUUAUGCCAGAAAGCUAAACACUGUUGUCUUAUCAGACAAAAAAGAGGAUGACAAGAAAGAUGACGAGCAGCAGAUUAUUGACCUGAGAGAAAAUAAUCAAAAGCUAGGUCUUUGUGAAGCCCUACUAGAUAUUGGUGCAUGGGAGAAUGCUAAAGCAAUACUUGAUCGUCUGCCUGAAAAUUUUGCUGUGGUGCAUCCGUCAAUUUCAUCUGCAUUGUGUUCACUCAUACACAGAGUCAUUGAGCCAGUUUAUGAGAAAAACACAGGACUGAGUCCUCUGCUGGCCAAGAAGAGAUCAACAUGUGUGCAUACCUCUGAUAGUCCCCAGGCUCACACAUUUCAGCAACUCUAUCACCUGGCAAUGCCAAUGUUGUAUUAUCUUGGUCCCUAUGCUUCUAAAGAUCCAGUUUUGAUGGUUAAAAUCAUGAGGCUGGCUAAAACAUUCAUGUCUAAGCGCCAUUCAGGAGGUAUCGGCCCAGAAGAUGAAAUAGCUUAUUACGGGUUUUUAAAUGCUCUUGAGGAGGUUUUACUGCCAUCUAUGUCUCUUCUACCAAGCAAUUGCUCUAUGGCUGAAGAACUGUGGAGCCUUCUGAAACUGUAUCCUUAUGAAAUCAGGUACCGGCUUUAUGGAACAUGGAAGAAUGAAAUGUAUUUCAUUUACCCGAUUCUAAUUCGAGCCAGAGCAGAUUGUCUUGAUAGAGCCAAGUACAUUAUGAAGCGUCUGUCAAAAGAAACUGUCAAGCCUUCUGGAAGACAGCUUGGAAAACUUAGUCACAAUAACCCGGGCAUUGUUUUUGAAUAUGUGUUGAAUCAGAUUCAAAGGUAUGACAACUUGAUUGGACCAGUUGUAGAUUCUCUGAAAUACCUGACUACUGUUUCAUAUGACAUGUUGACAUUUUGCAUUAUUGAAGCUAUUGCCAACCCCGAAAAAGACAGAAUGAAAACAGAUAACAUGAACAUAUCUCUGUGGCUUCAAAGUUUAGCUAACUUUGCUGGUGCUAUUUGUCGCAAAUACCAAGUAGAGCUGACUGGCAUACUACAGUAUGUGGCUAAUCAGUUAAAGGCAGGAAAAAGCACUGACUUGCUGCUACUUAGAGAGGUGGUCCAAAAGAUGGCAGGGAUUGAGAUAUCUGAAGAAGUAACAGAUGAUCAGCUGGAAGCCAUGGCUGGUGGUGAACUUGUUAAACAAGAGGGCAGUAAUUUUUCUCAGGUUCGGAAUACCAAAAAAUCCUCAACAAGACUUAAAGACACUUUGUUAGAGCAUGAUCUCGCCUUGUCCCUGUGCCUACUUAUGUCUCAACAGAGAGAUAGUACAGUAUUUGCUGAAGAUGCUAACAAGCAUCUAAAAUUAGUUGGGAAGCUCUAUGAUCAGUGUCAGGAUACCUUGGUCCAGUUUGGUAGCUUUCUGUCCAUGCAGCUAAGUACAGAGGAAUUUGUCAAGAGGCUACCCGCUGUUGAUGUCUUGUUAUCUACUUACCAUAUCCCACAUUCUGCUGCCUUCUUUCUGUCCAGACCUCUGUAUGCACAUGCCAUAAAUGUGAAAUAUGAUGAAAUGAAAAAGCUUGAUAAAGAAAAGGAAAAAGACAAAAAAACAAAUAAAAUAUCAUGUUACAUCAAAGCUUCUGAAGAAAUCAUGGGACCAGUUGUUGAAGCCAUAAAGCCAGUUUUUUCAUCAAAAAUAUGGGAUGAUCUAACACCUCAGUUUUAUAUCACUUUUUGGUCAUUAUCUAUGUAUGACCUACACGUCCCUAAAGCAGCAUAUGAAAAACAAAUAGCAUUGCAAGAAAGCCAAAUUAGUGCUGUGGAAGCUAACAGAGAUAUGCCUGCUAGUAAAAAACGCAAAGAGCAAGAGCGUUGCAAGAUUUUGAUUGAUAAACUGAAGGAUGAAGCCAAGAAACAGGCCGAGCAUGUGCAGAGAGUGAUGGAGAGGUUAGAGAAAGAGAAAGAACUCUGGUUCCCUACAGGUACUUUAAAAUCUGAAAUGACAACAAACUUGCUGCAGUAUUGUUUAUUUCCUCGCUGUUGUUUCACUGCCAGUGAUGCUAUUUAUUGUGGUCACUUCAUUCAAGUACUUCACAAUCUUAAAACACCCAACUUUUCAACCUUAAUUACCUAUGACAGGGUAUUUAAUGAUAUUACCUACACUGUGACAAGCUGCACUGAAAAUGAAGCUCGCAGAUAUGGUAGAUUUUUAUGUAGUGCCCUUGAAACUAUCAUGAGGUGGCAUAGCAGCCCAGCCAUAUAUGAAAAGGAGUGCUACAAUUUCCCCGGGUUCCUUACAGUGUUCCGUAAAGGAACAGACCAGAACAAUAAAAUGGACAGACUUGAUUAUGAGAACUACAGACAUGUGUGCCACAAGUGGCAUUUCAGGCUGACUAAAUCUGUUAUCACCUGUUUGGAAUCCAAAAACUACAGCCAGAUAAGGAACUCUCUGAUAGUGCUUACCAAAAUUCUGCCACACUUCCCACGCAUGACUCAAAUAGGAAUGGCGAUAGAGAGAAGAGUAGACAAACUGAGUAAAGAAGAAAAGGACAAAAGACCAGAUAUCUAUGCUUUGGCUAUUGGCUACGCUGGACAACUGAAAAAUAAAAAAGCUACAUGGGUGCAAGAGACUGAAUUUCACAUCAAGGAGCCUAAAAAGCCAGCAAACAUGGCAUCACAGAACCAAGCUCUUCAGCAAAGGCAAGCUGAUGGUAACUCUACAGCCACAUCAAAAAAGGGAGAUCUUGAUGGUCGUGUCAAAGAUGUUAAACAAGAAGUUUUAACAAAAGAAGAGAAAAGAGAAAGAGCACAAACAGGAGAUGUGGAUAAGAAGAAGGAAAGGACAAGUGAAAAAAAGGAAGCUAGAGAAAAGAAAGAGGCAAAAUUAAAAGCUGCUAGCAAUAUGGAGACCAACGGAGUUGGCGUUAAAAGAGAGUUGCGAGACAGCCCAGACCAGCAUAACAUGAGGCCGGCUGAUGGGACUGAAGAUGGACUGAGGUACAAAGAACCAAAACUAGCCAAAGAAGAGAAGCCUAAGAAAAGUGACCGCAAGGACCGCGAGGCCAACAAGCUGGCAAAAGAGAAAGCGAAGGAAGAAAAAAGAGAAAGAAAGGAGCGUGAGGCAUCAGCAAAAGAAGAAGAGAGACAUGCUGCCCGGAUGCUGAAAGAUUAUGAUGGAGGGAUAGGUAGCCAUAUGUCAGCAUCAUCACACAGACGAAGUGCAGAACCUUCACCUAAACAACUAGAUGAAAGAGAGUCUAAACGAAGAAGAUUGGAAGCUAGUGGUUCAUCUCAGGAGUCAGCGCUGGAGGCUCGAGGCAAGCACAGAAAGAGUCCCACCAGUCUAGAAGUUGAUGAAGCCUUUGAAGCAGACCGUGAUAAAGAAAGGAAGGAAAAAAAGAGGGACCAUUCAGUGGAAAAUUAUGAUGUGGAUCAGUUAAAGAGAAGGAAAAGUGAGGAUCACUAUUCUACAACAAGAAAGUUGAAUGGUGAGCCUAAUGGAUCUUCUGUCAAACUCUACGUAGAAAAAGACCAUAAAGAAAAACCUUCUAAACAAAGCCACUCAUCAAGAAAGGAACAAUUUACAGACCUUGAGGGAUCACCUAAACAAAAAAUAAAAGAAAAAAGAGAAAAAAGCUCGUCCAAGAAGCAAAAGAAGUGAUCCAACUAUUCAUCUAAGGUGCCAUUCAUAUCUAACUUUAUCAACUUUCUCAUGGAACAGUGCAGCUGAAUGUUGAAUAUCCAUCCUGUGUCUGGUAGGAUGGAAAUGUUGUAAAUAAGCUGAUGUAUGUGAAAAAAUAAUUUUACGGUGCGGAUGAUAAAAUAAUGUCUGAAAUGUUUAUCAUUCUUCUAAAACUUAAAAUGCAAAAACAAUUUUUGCUUUUAAAUUUAUUAAAUAUAAUUCUCAGGCCUUUUUACAUCUUUUUAAUGCUAAAAGAAUACAAGUAUUGUUUUUUGUUUAUGUAUGACUUGUCUUUUAAUUAAAAGGAAGCUAUAAAGCAAUAGCAUAUUCCUAUUGUAGAAUUCCAUAACAAUGUAAUUUUAGACACAGUUGCCUGAGUCAAUCUAAUUCA
Physella acuta is the source of this 5003-nucleotide messenger RNA. RefSeq names its product THO complex subunit 2. Gene Ontology annotation, molecular function: mRNA binding. Gene Ontology annotation, cellular component: THO complex part of transcription export complex. The record is from RefSeq and is a predicted model, not a curated record. Gene Ontology annotation, biological process: mRNA export from nucleus; mRNA processing. NCBI's taxonomy places the organism in Eukaryota, Metazoa, Mollusca, Gastropoda, Physidae.